AAGAAAUCAUUUGACUCUAUAAAUGGAGACGCAGGGUUUGCAAAGAAAUCGUUCGACUCUAUAAAUGGAGACGCAGGAUUUGUGAAGAAAGCUGUUGGUAACUUUUUGAGAGGGCAUCCCGGGUUCGCUGAUGGUAAACCUAAAAGGCAUUUUGAUUCGAUCGACAGCUUUUCGUCUUUUGUCAAAAAACUGGCAGGGAAGCACAGAUAUAAAAGGUCACUUGACUCCAUUUCUUACCAUGGUGAUUUUGGUAGUCGAUUUGCGAAACGUAACUUCCUUCCGUUAUACAACAUGGAGAGAAGAAACCCAUUUGAAGAGGGCUACUACUAUCAUAAUAAUCGUCCAGUGUUUUUCAAACGGUUUGAUUCCAACAGUCGCGGAAAUGGAGUGUCUGGUUAUGCUAAAAGACAUUUUGAUUCUAUUAACGGACCAUCAGGCUUCGCCAAGAAAUCAUUUGACUCAAUAGAUGGCAUGUCGGGACUUGUGAAGAAGUCGUUUGAUUCAAUUGACGGAAUUUCGGGAUUCUCCAAGAAAUCGUUUGAUUCCAUAUCCGGUAAUGCACUGGCUGGGUUUGCUAAGCGAUAUUUUGAUUCCAUUGAUGGCACUGGGAUGUCACGUCUAACUAAACGGUCGCUUGAUAAACGCCGACCACUAGACAGAAUUGAUAGGCCGAAUGACUGGCGGAUGAUUCUGUCACCCCAGUUAAAAGAAAACAGCAGAGUUAAAAGAGACCAAGCAGCCGUCCUAAAAAAGAACUAAUGGGAUGUGCCUUAAGUCCAAGAAGUACUGUUCGUUACUUUCUCAAAUGCUACUCACAACAGGUGUCGCCACAUUCAGAGGGUAACCAUAGGCAAUUGUUGGAACGGUACUAAUUGAAUGGUAUUUAAUCAAAAUCAAAAUUAUACAGACUAUCAAAUCGAUGCAUAUAUAUUUGUUUAUUCAUUCCACAUUCAUGAAGCCCAACACCAGAACAAAAACAACCACAGGGCAACGUGUACAGUACGUUUAAAAAGUUGAGAUACGAUUCCACUGGAAGAUCUUGUUUUGGAACUCAAACAUUUGUUCUUCGUCCUUUUAGUAUCUACAUCGUUGCUCAGAAUCAUUGAAUUCUUCUUUUCUCAAUUAUUGACAUACUAGUAUUUUAAUAAAUCGAAAUGCGUUCAGAUGUUUUUCAAUGACAACAUUGAAAUUUAUGUCCGACUCCAUUAAAUGUCCUAAAAUACACUUCUCUUUUUGUUUGUUCAAGAUCUAUAGAAAUAAAAGUGAAACCUUGUGGAACAUUCUAAAGAAAAGAGGGAUUAUCUUCGUGUCCUGCCGAAUUUUCCCUGUGAUAUUUGAGCAACGGUGUAUCUAUAAAAAGCAUAUAUUUUUUUGAGAAAUAAAACUUCAUGCAGAAGAACAGUUCUUUGAAUUGUUUCUAUUUUU
Messenger RNA from Owenia fusiformis, 1425 nucleotides. NCBI's taxonomy places the organism in Eukaryota, Metazoa, Annelida, Polychaeta, Sabellida, Oweniidae. The record is from the annotation of a GenBank genome assembly.